Molecule: messenger RNA, 996 nt
Organism: Phycomyces blakesleeanus NRRL 1555(-)
Lineage: Eukaryota; Fungi; Mucoromycota; Mucoromycetes; Mucorales; Phycomycetaceae
Exons: 3
Coding region: 1-996 (331 amino acids)
Source: RefSeq, a predicted model, not a curated record
AUGGAGAAAUGGAGAUCUUCAGGUCUCAUCACAGAUGCACACUUGGCUGAAAUGCAGUUGGAUGCUGACAAGAUUGUACUGCCAGAGGACUACACGCCAUUAGGGACAAAGAUUGGGCAUGGCUUCCCAUUCAUGAAUGCCGACAAAUGGAAGUCUUGGUACUUGGUGUACUCUCCUGUUCUUCUGCGUGGUCGUCUACCUGAAGCUCAUCUCAGUAACUGGACAACGUUUGUCAAUGCAUGCCAGUACCUCUCAAUGCCAAGCAUAUCUACGGCUCACCUUGAUGAAGCCCAUCAAUCUUUGGAGGCCUUCUGCAGAGAGUGCGAGAAGUUGUAUAAAGUCCCGUUUCUUUUGCCAAACAUGCAUCUCCAUCUUCAUCUGCGAGAGACUAUACUGAACUUUGGUCCGGUUUAUGGCUAUUGGCUUUUUACUUUUGAAAGAUGCAAUGGGAAACAAGCCUUUGCCCCCUUUUGCACUUCUUUAGCUCUAAAGGGGAACAUUUCCAUGGAUGAAUCCAAGUAUGAGCAUUUGUUGGAAUACUUUCGCAAGACAUACAAUGAUCAAACUCUUGUUCAUUAUCGUCAGGCUGGUCAUUCCAAUAAUUUUGUUAAUAACUGGAUACAGAAGUUUGAAUCAAUCGAUCUUCUCGGGCAAAUCUACAAGAGCAAAACAAAGAAUCAGUGCGGGUCAUUGAUGCAAGCCUUGUUUGAGACAAGUGAUGGUAGAAGUACCAAGCCGUACGCAGGCCAAAUCCAGUACCUCUUUGUCAAUACUGCUGUAAACUCGUUUGCUGAUCAUACAAGCCAGCAUGUAUUUGCAUAUCCCAGAGCAGGAGAAGGAGUUGAGGUGAAUGAGGUGGGGUUAGAAGAUGACAGCAUGAACAGCAUUCUCUCAGUGCAUAGAAUCCGUUAUCCAGUUGCAGUAGGCGAGCACCUUGGUCUAGAAGGCAAAGUUCAGAUGUGUGUAGUUCCUUUGCCACGAAAAAUAUAUAUUUAG